AUGCUUCAGAACACAGUGUAUUUGCAAUGUCUAUAUAAUGUAUCACCUGCCUGUGCGUGUAUAUUGUGUUUGUGUAUGGUUGAGCCCAACAAUCCCCACUAUAGAAUCAAUGGCUUCAUGGACCAUGCAGAAUGCAGCAGUGAGGUCACUCCACUCUUUAGUAUGGGAGUUGCACCUUUGCAGCUGGUUUGCCUCCUAUCACGCCAGACGCCUCGGAAGUGCAGAGCAGCGACACGCCGCGCCUGUAUCACGGGCGUCCAUUAUGGAGGCUUUGUUCCCCUUUGAUCAGUGAAUUAUGCGGCGCCCUUGGGCCUGAACCUCUGGGUGGUGUGAGAGCAGUGCUGCUCCACAAUGCCACACGGUGGGCGGUGUGACCCGCAGGUAGGGUGGGCCGAGCCAGACUCAGAAUGAGUUCAAAGUAGCUUUUGUGGGACAUUGAAGAAGUCAGGUCAUGAAUAAGGGAUAGAGCUGAAAGAAACGUGCGUUUGUUACAUGAGCAGAUGACGUGGAAGGCUCAUUUGUACCGCCAGAGUUUGACCACACAGGCAGUACAUUUGAGGGUCACGUGUUCUCGCUGGGCUCCACGCUCUCCGCGGCGCUGGACUUUGUCAUCGAGCCGGAGUUGCAGCAGGCGGAGCUGGGGGAGGAGGCCCUCCGAAUGUUGGAGCUGAUGCAGGCGGAGCUUCCUGACGACAGGCCACGCCCACAGGACAUCCUGGCCCAGGCCGAGCAGAAGCUGGCCCCCAACUCCUCCUCCGCUGUGUGUCGCAAGCUGUCCUCUGUGGGACGCCGCGUCCUCUCCUUAGAGUCUGUGUCCAACUUCAACGGUGCCAGCGACGACUCCUGGGAGGCGCGGUGGCAGCACGCCGAGACCAGAAGUCCGUUCCAGAGCCCCGUCUCCGAGGGCGACAGCGACGUCAACAACGCAGCGGACGGCGUCAGCCGUUCGCCGUCGUCGUCAUGGCGGCGGUGGCGGGCGUGCGAAGACCCCUGGGACCCGUACCUCUGGGCGGCCGACAUGGAGGACGACAGCACCCCGAUGGCCCGGUGGUCCGGGCCCCCGCCGCCGCAGGGGCGCUCCAGCCGGGGGGUCCUGAACCGGUCCUGCUCCGUGCCGGACUCCAACAAUCCCCCGUCCUCGCUGGCGCCGGCCGCCCACGGGGACAUCAGCGUGCCCGUGUCGGACCUGACGGAGAUCGGGCCGGACGAGGACGAGCCCCCGGGGCGCGUGGCGGCCUGGAGCGGUGCGGCCCGCCGCCGGAGGCCGCUGGACCGGGGCCAGUCCUGCGAGUGCUACCCCGUGUCCCGGGAGUACGCGGCGGACCCCUCGACGGACUGGCGGCCGCCGCCAGAGGACGGCGAGAAGGGCGCCGGGGAGUGUACGUGUCGUGGCGACACGGCGAUGGCCAACGGCGGCGGGGGCGAGGGGAAGCGCGACCGCGGGGACGAGGGGUCACCCGUGCCGGGUCGCAGGGCGGAACGCGGCCCCGGUGACGACGACGACGAGGACGGAGGAUCGCUCGGGCGCCUUCUCUACGCUCCUAACAACCACAUGACCAAGAGCAUGCUGUGUCUGAAUGAGGAAACCCAAGAUGAGUGGAUCUCUCUGAGGGAGCUGCUACCUCGCUGUGGACGCAGGCUCAGGGUCAAUGAGCUGUGGGCUCUGUGCUACACCUGCCUGGCCACGCUCCAGACCUACAUCGACUUCCCAGCAUACUUAUGUCUGGACACAGUUUACGUGGGCUGUGAGGGAGAAGUGCUGUUCUUAAAGCCCAAAAACGUUGGUUCCUGUGAUGCGUUUUAUCUCGCCCCAGAAUUUCAAGACCACGGGAUCAUGACUGAGAAGGCCUGUGUCUACGGGGUGGCGGCUAUUCUGUGGGCCACCGCCAAGUUCAGCCUGUCGGCCAAUCAGAAGCUGGCGAUGCCUCGCCAGCUGAAGAGACUGCUGAUGGAGAUGGCCAGGAGGACCCCCAUUGAGAGGCCUUCCAUUGUCAUGGCUAAAAAGAGCUGUCGUGACUACUUAUCACACCAAGGGACCACUGCUGAAACAGUGUGGACCAAGCUGAUUGACGCAACUCAACAGCAACACCUCAAGUCAACUGCCCCAGAGAGUCACAUCAAAGUGGAGGCCAGUCCCACGUCACCUGAGCACUCACCAGCACACAUCACCAGUGGCUUUGUGCCACUGGCCACUGAGAGCCGACUGGCUCCUGUACAUGGCCCUGUUCCCCACAGCUACCCAACCAGCAUGCUGCAACUCCAACUCCCAGAGGCCUUCACUUCUAGCGCAACACACUUCAGCCCCAUCAUCCUGACCCAGGAAGAACGCUCAGAGGAGGAGGGGACCUCAAAGCCUGGAGCUGCUAUGGACAGAACUGUGGACUUUGCUAGUUGGGUGGUCCCUCAACCAAAGCAGGAAGGAGGCUUUGUUUUCACCUCACGCCGUGACAACUCAUCGCUUACGCAAACCUUUGUGACGCAUCUCGACGUUGCCGUUGUGCCUGAUGGACACGCUGAUGGAACAGCCAGGAUGAUAAGCCGGGGACAGUCCUCCAGCCAAGGCCCACUUUUAAACCCUAUCUCUGCUCGCUCUGGUACCUCCCAGCACAGAACAAUAGUCUCACUUCCUGUCGCCUCUGCUUCUGCUCACCUCAACCGCUUUAAGAAUUACCUGCUAUGUCAGGAUCUCACCAACGGACAUCUGACACUGGUACCCGUCAGGUACCCGACUCCAGCGUCAAACACAACCCAAUCCACCGAGUUGUAUCUGGGCUCAACCCGGGAACAACAAACCAUCUAUUCCAAAUCCACCAAGUCUCAGUCAGUCAAUGGUUUGACUGGUUCUGUUGGUCUACAACCACAAAGCUGCCUCCCUGACUUCCAGAAUUUGGGUCCUUCUGAUGGACAAAGGGAGCACGCUGGAUCCGGAAGCCAGGACAGCGAUGGGUGUCUGGGGGCUCCACCUGGGUCAUUGGGCCCCCUGGCUUGGUCCGCCAAGGAGGUGGAUGGAGAACCACCAGAGCUUGGCCACUACCUUCACCCUGCCCUGCGAGAGGUGAUAGACCUGCUGAAGGGAGAGUCUGACCACGAGGGCUGCAUGGAGAACAGCCAAGAGGGGUUGGCCAUGGGCAUAGGGGAGUACAUCUUCUCCUUGAAGGACCUGCAGUACCGGUCCUUUGCCACUCUGGUCAGAGAAAGGUUCAGCGAUCUAUACUGGGAAGAAGACUUGCUCGGGCUUUUACACUGCUUAGUGAGCUCCAGCCCAGCAAAACUGGGCUCUAAUGGGACUCUAGCAUCCGCCUCUAUCUCGCCCGUCAGUCCCGCCGUCCAGACAAGGGGGGCGAGAGACCCCCACCUGCGCCACUUUUUGGAUCUGAACGGGAACCUUCACUUCAGCGGCCCCGCUGCCCAGGAACGAUCCAGAGGAACCGGGACCACCACGUCCAGUCCUCGGGUCACCGGACCAAUGUAUCAAGACCUCGAAGAAACGUCAGAAGAACUUCCGGACUAUACAUGUUCAGAGGUGGGCGCCGGGGGCGGGCUCCCCGAGGAGAUGGAGGUCACCCCGGGAGAGGAGCGUUCGGCGGGGGGCGGCCAUGAAAGCCCUGCCUCUGAAGACCGCUCUCCCUCGGGGCGGCACGGGGGCGGCGGGGGCGGCGGGGGCAGCCAGGGCGGCGGGGGCAGCCAGGGCGGCGGGGGCAGCCAGGGCGGCGGGGGCGGCGGGGGCGGCGGGGGCGGCGGGGGCAGCCAGGGCGGCGGGGGCGGCGGGGGCAGCGGGGGCGGCGGGGGCGGCGGGGGCAGCGGCAACGGGGGAAGUGGCGAGGAGCUGAGCAGCAGUCCCGGCUGCCCAGACGACAUGGAGGACGACGGCGGCUCUCUGGGCUCCUCUGCCGAGCGGCGCCCGUCUCCGGGCGGAGGCUGGGACACGGGGCCGGCCCCGGACCACGGCCCCGGGGCCGGCCCGUCCUGGGCGCUGGCGUACUACGGGGAGGACUACUUCGGCACGGAGGUGGUGCGCUACGCCCAGAGCCUGGGACAGCACUCGGGGUCGGCGUGUCUGGACGUGAAAGCGCAGGAGCUGCAGCAGCAGUUGGUCAUUGAGAAUAGACAUCUGAAGAAAACCAGGAACUUCUACCAGAAGCUCCUGCAACAAGACCGGAAAAAGAAAGGUUCGGAGUCCAAACUGAUGCUGGGUAGGGUGAGCACCCAGCUUGAAGAACUCAGAUCCAAAGUGGAGUUCCUAUAUUCUGUGAAGAAAUAUCUAAAGGUGCUGCAGGUGGACCAGUGGGGCCUGGAGGUGGCUCUGCUGCCAGCGCUGGCUGACCACCACCUCGGCGCCUCGGAGCGGCCUGACCCCGGCGACCCGGCGGUCCUCAGCUUCGGGCCGCAGACGGGCCGGGGCCGGAGCACUCUGCAGGCCGGCUCCCCCAAGGGGCUCAUGGCCCACCUCUAUGCUCGAGACGCGGCCCUGGACGGCUACAUCCAGCAGCUCCUCUACACCUACCGCUACUUCUGCACCAGCGAGCAGCUCCUCCGGUUCCUCAUGGACCGCUUCAUCGCCGCCGCGAGAGGCCCAGACAUAUCAGGGAGCCACAUGAAGGUCCUCCACCGGACCCUGGACCUGUUGGAGGCCUGGCUCAUAGACUGCAAACUGGUGGACUGGACCCCCUGCUCUAGCAUUCUGACAACACUGGAGAACUUCCUCAAUGCUGAGGUGGUUCCUGUGGACAGCAGAGGGGAGACCUUAUUGGCUACCCUCCACAGCCCCCCAAGGAAGCGGCGGAGCCAAGGAAGUGAUAGUCCAAUCAGCCUUGACCAAGAUAAUGACUCGUUCUCGAUGCACUCAUCAUUUGAGGAUGCAGAGAAAAGGCACUGUCACUGGAGGAUCUCCAGGGUGGUGGAGCCCCAGGAGAAGGCCUUCUGCAUCGCGGCCGUCCUGCCCAUGCCCAGCUACGGGUCCCUGCUCAGCAGCGACCCCUCCUCUGGCUUCCCGCGGAGCCAGGAGCUGCCCUUCAGCUUGAGCCCCUGCAGCGCCCAGAGCACAGCCCAGCAGCUCACCCUGCUGCAGCAGGAGGUUUUCCUUGGCUGUCAUCCGGUUCACUUCCUUAACUCCAGAGCAAAAGGGGUCAGGGAUUAUGCUUUGAGUCCCAACAAGAACGUGUGUCGCCUUGUCACACCAGCAGAGGGCAGUAGUCUAUUUGCGGGUGAGGAGACCUCACCGUCAGACGGCUUCCUCCAGAGGUUGCUGGCUUAUGCCGACAGUGUCACUGACUGGAUCGCUGCUGAAAUAGUUAGCAGUGACUCUUUCAAGGCGCAGGCGGCCGUGAUGACCAAGUUCCUGCUGAUCGGGAAACACUGCUACGAGUCGCGCGACUUUGCCACCGCCAUGCAAGUCCUCGCCGGCCUGGAGAACGUGAUUGUCAGGCAAUUACCAGCGUGGAAACAUCUGUCCUCCAAGGUGUGUGAGGUCAUGGAGGAGCUGCGAGCCGUGCAGGUGUUCCUGAAGAGCGAUGACCUGUGUCUGAUGGGGGGAGAGCAGGCUCGGAGGGGAGGGACCCUGCCGUCGGCCCGCAUCCUGGCCAUGCACGUGCAGCAGCUGGAGAUAGGAGCCUUCACCCUGGCCACUGGAGCCUACAAGUGGACCAAGCUCAGGAGCAUAGCCAGGGUGGUGAGCCAGGUGCAGGCCUUCCAGGAGUCGGUGUACCCCUACAGCCCCGAGCGCCAGCUGCAGGGCUACCUGCGCCGCCGCAUCCAACACCUCAGUGGCUGCGACCUGCACCUCCUCGCCGCCGACAACGACGCCAACUUCCAGCAGCCCUCCGCCCAGCGGCACGUGCGCCGCAUCCAGGAGACGCUACGAAGGGUCCGGGGAAACUUCCAAUGACCGCCCUCUUUGCCUUCUCCUCCUUCUCCUCUUCCAGCCCCCCCCCCCCCCCCGCCCCCCUUCUUUCACCGCCACCCCCCUGUGACCUCCUGUGAAGAUGCGUGUAGGCGUUAAUCCCAUGAUUUCCUUGUCGCUGUCUUCCUUCUUGAUACAGUGGGAGGGCAUCAGUGUUUUUUUAGAAGUGUAGCGUUUAGAAGUGACUGCACAUGCUCAGUGGGUUGUUUACCUCCUCUGGACUUGCAUCCGCUUAAUAUAAGUGGGUUCCCAAGAAGAUAUCAUACGGAUGGAUCUUACUUGUUUUGAUGUGCUUUGGCUCACCGACGGGAGUCUAUGGCCCCUGAAGGAAGAUGUGUUUAUGUUAUGUAAAUUUGAGGCAACCCUUGUGAGCAGGCAAAAAGCACUGGCUGUUUUGGUCGUUUCAUACAUCAGCAAUAAAAACUUAUCUUGAUCAAUGCAUAGCAUGGCGAAUAGACGUUUGGCUUCGGGCCUGUGAAACUGACAAAACACAAUGGGAACGCCAAUAAAGCCCUCAGUGUGAUCCCAAGACGGGGCAUAUCUGCCCUGGAGACAGUCAGGACAGCCUUUUCCUGCCUCCCUUGCUACAAUAAAAAGUUGUGUCUACCCAUCACAAUAACAUUCAUAGAGAUAGUUUUAAAUAAGAUAUGGUUUGUGACAAAUGUAUGUGUUGUGAAUAGUUUGCUAUGAAAUUCAAAAGCACUUUGCAACAAUUAAAAACCAGCCAUCACCAUUGUUUAAAAUGUAUUCUGCUUUUGGUCCACAAACCAAAUUGACUCUGAAAUAAAAAAGUUGUCGGUGCAUAAAAGUGUUA
Molecule: messenger RNA, 6713 nt
Organism: Gadus macrocephalus (Pacific cod)
Lineage: Eukaryota; Metazoa; Chordata; Actinopteri; Gadiformes; Gadidae
Product: kinase non-catalytic C-lobe domain-containing protein 1
Exons: 29
Coding region: 659-5884 (1741 amino acids)
Biological process (GO): small GTPase-mediated signal transduction
Molecular function (GO): guanyl-nucleotide exchange factor activity
Source: RefSeq, a predicted model, not a curated record